AGAACCCUCCGCGCGAAGAGCCAGAUGUGCCUCCGGCGGCCAUGGCUGCGGCUAUCGGUCGGACUCAGUUCCCCGCGGCCGCCGCCACAGCGUUUUCCGCCGGCUCCGCCGUCGACACCUGUGCCGGGACCGCCGCCCCGGUUUGAUGCCUCGAUGCUUCCCCCAGCACCGGCACCGGAAAGGUCGGCAUCCAGGACACCUGUGCCGGGACCGCCGCCCCGGUUUGAUGCCUCGAUGCUUCCCCCAGCACCGGCACCGGAAAGGUCGGCAUCGAGGUUUCCGCCUCCGGCACCUCCGGCACCUCCCGUUCCUGCCCCGGCGGAUGCGGGAUCGCGGGGUUCACCGACCCUGAAGCCGGGUACAUUAGACGUGCCUGAAUCGCACCCUCAAGUCCAAGCCGUCUUGCUGGCCUUGAAGAAGGAAGGCAUGAGACGUGGUUUGGAGAGGCACUGGGAGCAAAUCAAGAGGCUGCACCAGCAAGACGCCUUCACUCCGGCCGACAUCGCCUGGCUUUUCGCCCAAUGUCGAUCCGUGCCUUCACUGCGCCGUGCCCAAAUGCCGCGCUCCAUCAACCGCCACGACGAGGAUGAGGCAGAUGUGCCGAUCGGCACGCGCGUUGUGCAGCUCUUUACGAACUUUGUGUGUCUGAAGAUCCCCGAGCUGACACCUGGCGAGAUCACAUGCUUCGUCUCGGCCCUGACCUCUGCGGCGCUGCCCAUGGACGAGUUUUGGCUCUUCAUGAUGGCCAAGCAGAUCCAGGACACAUCCGGCCAGUUCAGCUGCGUGCAGCUGGCAGAGAUCGCCCGGUGCUACGCUGCCAAAGGCCUGGAGGACGAGGAGUUCUUUGGCGUGCUUUGCGACGCCGUCUUCGGGCGCCUCCAGGAGUUUCAUCCCAAUGUGCUGGCCCAUUUCCUCUUCUCCUGUGCGCGGGUGCGCUUUCUCCAUGAGGAUCUUUGCACCGCGGCCUUCCCUCUCUUUGAGGACGUCGCCAGUGUCCGGGUCAUGGAUGCCACGGCGCUGAGCUCCGCCAUCACAGCAGCCAGCUUGCUGGACUGGCGAGGCUUCAAAGCGCUGGUGUGCUGCCAGGCCCUGGCGGCCCGAACCACGGAGCUGAGUGGGGUCGUGCAUCACGCGGACUUGGCCAUGGGCCUCGCCCUCGCGGUGGUCUACAUGCGGAAUGCUGCUGGGGCUAGGUUCUUGCUGCCCUUCCUGCUGGACCACUUCUGCGAGACCCUCGCUGGGGCCUCCCUCCGGAGGUCUCGGAGCGAGGUGGCGACCAUCCAGCGCCGGGUCACACUGACCGGGCUGUGUGCGGCCUUUGGGGUGCCCAAGAGGCAAGCCUGGGACCUGAACCAGUUGCGCAUUGUGCAGGUGACCUUCAACAAGCUCCAGAGCUAUUUGGCCCAGACAGGAUCGAGCAAGGACUCCUAUGAGCCUACGCCGAGCAGCUUUCACUUGGAGGUGGUGGCGGUGCUCCAUUUGCUCAAUGUCCAGCAUCAGGUGGAGCAGCCGCAACGGCCCUUUAUGCUUGACAUCACGAUCCGACCUGAGCAGCUGCGAUCAAGCCAGACGUGAGUUCGACAA
Molecule: messenger RNA, 1584 nt
Organism: Effrenium voratum
Lineage: Eukaryota; Dinophyceae; Suessiales; Symbiodiniaceae
Source: the annotation of a GenBank genome assembly